UCAGGCUGUAGCAAACAUUGAGCCGAGCGCCGAGCCUUGGAUCUCGCCUCGAAUCUUCUUCGCCGCUGAGCUGAGCAAUAGGCAGCGCAACGACACGCAUAUCUUUCUCACCAAGACUUUGGUAUAAGUAUAGGACCACGCACAACUCAAGAUGUCGAGAACACCAGAUCCCGGCAAACAGGCCGAAUCAUACAGCAGCAUGUCUGUAGGCGACGUAGAAGCAAUUGGAGCGCAUUGCCAGAUGCCAUUUUGUCGGCAACUGGACUUCCUACCAUUUCGAUGCGAGAGCUGUAAAGGCAAGUUCUGCGGCGAUCACCGAACGGAAACUGCACAUUCAUGUCCGAAGGCUGGCGAAUGGGCCCGAAAACGAGCAGAGGCGAAUCGUGGACCGACGACGAAUACACCCUUUGCCUCGAAACCGAAUAUCCUCACACACGAGCAGCAGUGCUCCGAACCAAGUUGCAAAACACUCAUCAACACACCUUUGGUCACCGGCGUUCAUUGCGACAAAUGCCGGAGGUCAUAUUGUCUCAAGCACCGGUUCACAUACGAUCAUAACUGCUCGAACCUCACACCACUUGGCACAGGCAAGAAUACAGCAGCAACACAGAAGGAGAAAGGCCUUGCUGCGUUGGAGAAGCUGCGAGCAUGGGGUGCGUCGAAGAAGGCUGCUAUGCCCAAAGUACCGAGCAUGCCACAGAGUAAAGCGAAGCAGAGUGCUGCAGCGUCGCUAGCCGCGACUGCUACCCUGAAGAAGACGGCCAAGGGUGAUGACAAGAUACCGCAAGACAAGCGCGUGUAUGUGUACGUGGAGGCGAGCUCCGACACCGUUACCGCGAAGAUACCCAAAGGCAACUUCUUCUACAGCUCCGAGUACACUGUCGGCAGAGUUCUAGAUCUGGCAGCGAAGAGUCUGCAAGUGCAAAAUGUCAACAAUAGGUCCGAGAGCGAGGAGGAUAAGUUGCGGAUAUUUCAUGUGGAGGGCGGUAGAUUGCUGGAGUUCGGAGAAAAGCUUGGAAAGAGCGUGGCUACAGGCAAUACGAUAGUCCUGCUGCGAGGUGUGGGAGCAGGUAUGGCGAAGACGCCGGAUCAGACGACAUGAUGGGAGUUCGUGGAGGCGACGCUCUCUGUUGACUCGUCACUCAGACGAUGCGCUAUGAGUUAUGAAGAAACGAGUUACGAGAAGCGCUCGUGGGGUUCAGAUCCGACGAUCCAGACCAGCUGAGAAGAUGUCACAGCCUUGUAAAAUCAGGGCCUGUACUCUGGGCGGCGAGGUGUGCGAUUGUUGCUAUGUUGUUCUAGCAGAAGAGCACUGGAAGGCAACGAAAGGUAACCUGGUUCUAUGGACAAGCAAGACUACUAUGAUACUGCUACGAAGGGAUUCAGCAGCUUGCAAGCGUACCCGCAUUUUGAACGAG
Messenger RNA from Pseudocercospora fijiensis CIRAD86, 1418 nucleotides. RefSeq lists its product as uncharacterized. The transcript has 2 exons. Gene Ontology annotation, molecular function: zinc ion binding. Bases 152 to 1102 code for a protein of 316 amino acids. The record is from RefSeq and is a predicted model, not a curated record. Gene Ontology annotation, cellular component: cytoplasm. Lineage: Eukaryota; Fungi; Ascomycota; Dothideomycetes; Mycosphaerellales; Mycosphaerellaceae.